This is a messenger RNA of Vombatus ursinus (common wombat), 552 nucleotides long. Its product is annotated as interferon tau-2-like. Lineage: Eukaryota; Metazoa; Chordata; Mammalia; Diprotodontia; Vombatidae. Gene Ontology annotation, molecular function: type I interferon receptor binding; cytokine activity. Bases 1 to 552 code for a protein of 183 amino acids. The transcript has a single exon. Gene Ontology annotation, biological process: response to exogenous dsRNA; positive regulation of peptidyl-serine phosphorylation of STAT protein; B cell differentiation. The record is from RefSeq and is a predicted model, not a curated record. Gene Ontology annotation, cellular component: extracellular region.
AUGACCUUCUGGAGCUUGUUGCCAGUUGCCCUGGUGCUGCUCUGCUCCAGCACCCUCUGCUCCCUGGGCUGUGACUUGACUCUGGGUCUCCAGGAAGACUUCUCACUUCUGAACCAAAUGAGUACAUUUUCCCUGGUGCCAUGCCUGAAGGACAGGACCAACUUCAACUUCCCAAAGGAAGCCAUGGAAGGCAGCCAGCUCCAGAAGGAAGAUGCCAAAAUCAUUGUUCAUGAGAUGCUCCAACAGAUCUUCACCCUCUUUGGGCAGAAUGCUUCUCCUGCUGCCUGGAAUCAGACCCAGCUUAUGCAACUGCUCAUUGGACUGGAUCAACAGAUGGAGAAACUGGAGAGGUGUCUUGCACAGGAUGUGGAUUGGGAAGAGCCUUCCUUGGGAAGUGGGAAUCCCAUACUGGCCCUGAAGAACUACUUCAGAGGGAUAAGCCAGUACUUGCAGGGCAAAGAGUAUAGCCAUUGUGCUUGGGAAAUCAUCCGAAUAGAGAUUCGGAGAUGCUUUCUGUUUAUGAGCAAAGUUGCAAGAAAAUUCAGGGACUGA